UUCAGACUUCUUUCUCCUUUUCUUUCAUGCCUGUCUCAUCUCAUUACUUAGUCCUGAGUCAAAUCUGACCCUGGGAGGCCGGUCUUGUCCACCCUGUGGAAACCUGCUCUUUCUCAUCACCAGGAUGCAUUUUCUUUAUGGCAUUAAUGACUGGCAGAAAUUAGCUUGUGUACUUGUGUACUUAUAAGUUCACUUGUGAAUUGGCUCACUCCCUGAUCUCAGCUCCAUGAGGACAGAGGACAGAGCCUGUCCCAUGCACCAUUGACUCUAAGUGCCUAGAACAAACAGGGCCUAGGAAAUGCUCAGUAGUGAUUUGCUGCAUGGAGAGAUAUCGUCCAAUGAACCCUCACCCACAGCCCAUAGAACUGAAAUACUACCGAACAUGCUCAGGGACGUGCUGUUCUCUGUCAACCCUUGCAACAAGUUGUCAGCCAUUGUACAGUGGCUGUUCCCCUCUUCCAUCAAAAUACAAAGUGUCAGAACUGGAACGUACCUUAGAUAUCAUCCAGCCCAGUGCUCAUGUUUUUCGGAGAAAGAAACAGAGGGUCCAAGAGGAUCACUGGUACCAAUAUAGGGCCGGUCCCCUGGGUCCCCCAUCUCUUGCUCUGAUUGUCCUCCUGUAUUAGUUUUCUAUGGCUGCUGUAACAAAUGACCAAAAACUGAUGAUAGAAAACAACAGAAAUUUGUUAUUUGACAGUUCUGGGGUUUGAAAGUCCAAAGUGGACCUCACUGAGCUAAAAUUAGAGUGUUGGCAGGGCUGUUCCUUCUGGAGGCUCUGGAAGAGAAUCAUUUUCUUGCCUUUUCCAGUUUCCAGAGUCUGCCCAUGUUCUUUGACUUACAGCCCCUGUCCAUCUUCAAAGCCAGCAGUGGUCAGUUGAGUCUUUCUCCAGCCGCAUCAUUCCAACAUUGACUCUCCUGCCUGGCUCCUUCAUUCAUAAAGACCCUCGUGAUUACAUUGAGCCUACCUGGUUAAGCCAGGAUAAUCUCCCCAUCUCAAGAUCCUGAACCUAAUCGCAUCUGCAGAGUCUUUUCUGCUAUGUAAGGGAACAUAACUGCAAGUUCUGGGGAUUUGAAUGUGGACAUCUUUUGAGGGUGACGGCACUAUUCUGCCUGCUGCACCUCCAGUCACACCAUCUGCCUGUUGGUAUAUCCUCAUGCACAUGCACAUUCUCCCCUGAUGACCCCCACAACUUCUGUGCCCCAUUGUCACAGUACUUGUCACGUUGCUUUAUAGCUGGCUUAGUGCCUGGCUGCCUGGCUGGGUCAUGACUCCCUUAUGGUCAGGGCUUGGUCGUUAUACUCAACCAUUGGCACAUCUCUGGCACUUGGUAAGCAUGCGGGUUGUUCUGGCUGCUUUGGCUGAGCUAGAAAUGCCCUGUCUUCCUACACCCCAUCCCUGUUCUUGUUCAAUAAACUUAAACCGCCUCCCUCCAAGUCCUGGUUUUCGAGCUCUGCCAUGGGAUCAGGCCUCUCUGAGGUCAAGAGAGAUCCUGGCCACCAUAUUUUAGUCCGUAUUUUUAGUCUCCUGACAUAUGAAGACAUGCCCCUGUCAACCAGGGGCUCAGAGUCCAUGACCUCUAAGUUCCCUUCUUACCAACAAGAAGCACAUGGUUUUUGGCAAAAUGGCUAUCAUAUUUGGUGAAGAAGCUGAUUCACCUGCAACCUCAAAGAGAGACUCCUGGUCUGUGAUUUAUCCUUCUCCAUAUGCAGGUAAGUGAAAUGGAGGGCUACAAAAAGCAGGACUAUGUCAUUUGUCAGAAACCACACUGCACCAACCCCUUUGGACCUAAAUUAACGUAUUCCAUCAAGCCAUAAAUUCCCCUCUCCCCCUCUCUUUAUUUCCUCCUUCAUUAUCCCCUGCUCUCCAGGAGGAGUUAACAGACAACUCAAGGAUACACCUCACUUACCAGGGGCAGGACUUGGGCUCUGCUCAGAAAAGAAGCCCAUUAUUCCCAAAUCUGUGACUCUAAGGGUGAUCACACCUUCUGCAGCUGAAGGGAGUAUAAAGAAACACUUGAGCCUAGUGGCAUCAGCCCUAUUUUCUUCACUAGAGGGAAAAUGGGCCAUUAUUCUUGCCUUGCUCCAUUCCCACCAGCCCUGGGUUUAGCAGGUUCCAUGCUGGACACUCCAACAACAUAUUAGCAUAUUUUGCAUUUAAAAAGGGCUUGGAAAAUGAAUUAAAUGAUUGGCAUGGUGUUCCCAACGGUUUUUCCCAAACUACUAGUAAUUGUGUGGUUUUGAAAUUUGCCAUUUCUGCCUGCCGUGCCCUCGGCCUGGCAGCCAGCUUAAUCAGGAGACACUGUACCAGGCGGGGGCAUAUUUUAAGGCUCAUGAUACCCAGUGAUUGUCAGAACAGUACCUGGAGACUUGCUAAAGAGAACCUUGUCCUAGUUUUUCCACAGAGCUUGCAGUUCAUUUUCCUUCCUUACAGAGCUGAGAUUUAUACCAAUUAGAAUCUUCUUUUUAUGAAAGGGUCUGGGUCAGCCCUUUGAGGUUGCUGAGGCGCCAGGCAGUGUAGACACCAUCCAAAUCCUGACACGGAGCUAACAGAGGUGCAGCUUGGGGGCGGUGCUAGGGAGUGCGCUUGUUCAUAGCGCAUGGCACUGCCCUAGCCAAAAGGUCUGUGCGUAAGGGGCAAUUGUCUUUGGAAAGGUGGAAGCUUCUGGAAUGUGUUUGGGAAAAUGUGUUCAGGUCCAACUUCUUCAUUUUUCAGGCAAGAGAGAGAGAACCCAGAGAGACUGUUACAUGUGCAGGGUCACAGCCAUUUUUACUCUUCUGUGAGAGUAGAAUUCAGAUUCUUCUGACUCUUAAUAUAGGUUUGUUAAUUUUUUAAGUCCAUGGAAAAGAAAAAUUAACCAAGAGUUAAGAGUUUUAGGUUGAAUAGGGUUCCUAGGCGGAGGUGAGAAAGCCUGGGAUGGAUGAAUUUAGAAAAUGACAAGCUCUGAAGGCACCUUAGGCAUUUUUAUUUUUAUUUUUAUUUUAUUUUGAGGCAGGAUCUCGCUCCCAGGCUGGAGGGCAGUGGCUCUAUCUUGGCUCACUGCAGCCUUCGAAUCCAGGCUCAAUUGAUCCUCCCACCUCAGCCACCCAAGUAGCUGUGACUACAAGUUUGCGCCACCAUGCCUAGCUAAUUUUGGGGGUUUUUUGGUUUGUUUUUUCCCCUGUAGAAACAGGGUUUUGCCAUGUUGCACAGGCUGGUCUCAAACUCUUGGACUCAGGUGAUCUGCCUGCUUUGGCUUCCCAAAGUGCUGGGAUUACAGGUGUAAGCCACCACACCCAGCCUACAUAGGCUUUUUUUAACAGCCGAGGAUUGUUAUUAAUGAAUAUAAUUAAUGAUGAUAACAAUAGAAUACUUGCUAACAUUUGUGUGCUUUCUCAGGCCCAAGCACUGUGCCAAGUCCAGGACAUGUAUUAGAUCACUUAAUUGUCGCAACAACUCUGUGAAGAAAGUUGGUACUAAUAGAGCCCUGUUUUACAGAUGAGAAAACUGAGGCCCAAAAAAUUGAGUAACAGACCCAAGGUUACCCAGAUCUGUCUGACUUCAGAAUCAGAAUCUUUAGAGGGGAAGAAAAGAAGAGAAUCUGUACAUAAAUAAUUAAGAAAUGGGAUUCUCAAGGCCGGCAGCCCUCUUUAAAGUAUUUAGGUUGGUGCAAAAGUAGUUUCAGUGAAAAAAAACGCAAUUACAUUUGCCCCAACCUAAUAUUAAAUACAGAGACAAGAUGAAAUAGGGAAGAGCUGGAUGCGGUGGCUCAUGGCUGUAAGCCCAACACUUUGGGAGGCCAAGGCAGGAGGAUCCCUUUGAGCCCAGGAGUUCAAGACCAGCAUGGGCAACAUGGUGAGACCCUGACUCUACAAAAAAUUUAAAAAUUAGUUGGGCAUGUUGGUGCACAACUGUAGUCUCAGCUACUCGGGAGGCUGAGAUGAGAGGAUCACUUGAGCCCAGGAGGUCGAGGUUGGAGUGAGCCAUGAUCUCACCACUGCACUCCAGCCUGGGCGAUAGUUAGACCCUGUCUCUAAAUAAAUAAAUAGAAAAGCUGGCUCGCAGGAGAGACCUAAGGGCACCUAGACAGCGCUGGCCAGGAGAGCAGAGGCGAGUGCAGCGUAUAUGGAACAAAAGCACCCCUGUGGAGUGGACAGAAGCACAGACCUAGGGCUUAGGAGAGGAAUGAAACAAAAAUUCCUGUUUUCUCAGGAGCUGAAGAUAGAGAAAGUAUCUGUACGGUGCACGUGCGUGUGUGUGUUAGUGAUAUGGAGGAAGAGGAUCUCACUCACACACCAGGAGACUGGAGGGAGGGUGCAUUCUUAUGCUGGCUGAGCGUAAGGGUCAUUACGUGGUCACUAUGUGGACAAGAGUGACAGAAGAGAAACCAAAACCCAGGAAGACAGGAGAGCUGCGGCUCACGAAUGCAUCUACCAGUGUGCGGCUAAAUCCAUGGCAGGAGACGCUGUCCUUGUGACAUACCUUGUUGACCAGAGAGCUCCUCAUGCUCUGUGUAAUAACUAGGCGGAGCCAUGGGCUGUGGGGGAUGUGCUGGCAGCAGCCCUGGUGGCCAUGGGCACUGAGAAGGGACUGCUCUGAGGGAAUGAGUGGUUCGUUUAAUCGCAGGUGUGUUCCCACGCUUCACAGGGCUGAUGGAUCGUGCCUGUAAAGGGGUUCUUGGAAGGCUCAUUCCAGGUUGUUCUCAUUGGGAAUAUAAAUGAAGUACAACCGGUUUGGGUUUUACCCAGGGUGUUGUGGGGUUUUAUUUUAUUUUAUUUUAUUUUAUUUUAUUUUAUUUUAUUUUACACAGAGUACCCAGGAGGUGGCAGAUAAUAAUUCAUUUAUUUAUCCACUACAAAUUGAAGAAAUUGAUUUUUUUCAGUUAUUAAAACACUACAUUUCACCAAAAAGAAAACAUUUACUUAACUCUGAGCCAUUUAUUAAAUAGAAUAUUAUAGAACAAUUUGAAGGUAGGUUAUGAAGACUCUGUAAUAGUAAGGGUAGCUGCUUGCAUGGGACAUUAUGUAAAAUGAGGACUAUAUGUAACAUAUGUGUAGUGGAAUAACAUUUUCUGAAGGCAUACAGAUAUGCCCAAAGACGGAGAGAUUAAGCAGCUUGCCUAAAAUCACACUGCUGAUUAAUGGCUGAGCCAGGAUUCAUCAACCUAGGAAGGAUGUGUUUUCUUAAUCACAGCUAAACUAAACUACCAAAGCUAUCUUAUGAUAGAUUCCAACUUCAAAUCUGCAAAUCCAAAAUCAUUUGUUCAACUCUGCAAAAGUUGCAUCAAACAAGACCUAUUACCUUUUACUGUCAUGAAAGCUUCAAGAACUUAUAACAAUGCUUAGAGUUGGGUGAUGAACUAUGCUAGUUUUUUCUUUACUUUUCAAAGUUUAUUUAAUGUGCUUAUAUUCUCUUUAUAACGACAUGGACGUACCUACAUCCAUACAAAUUAGGGAGAAAAUGAGAAUAAGAACAAUAUGAAAACUCUCCCACCUCAUUGUAAGAGUUGGGGAAAAACAUAUUUCUAUUUGAGCACUGUUAGGAACCCCACAUGAAAGAUUGGUCCCACCUGCAAGUGCUGAGGAACAGGGUAGAGACCAAAUACACAAGCAAGUUUCUGUGACAACAGUUGAAAAGCAAUAGCUGUAAGAGUUGAGUGUUCUGAAUUUUCAGAGUGCCAAAAGGAUAUAAAAUAAAUGACCCCAAACAGAAUUCAUCUUGACAAGCUUUCUGCCUAUAUAAGGUGAGUUUGGAGAGACAUUUAGAAGUAGCAAUGGCCCUCCCUCAACUGGUGGAAGGAAUGGCAUAGGCAGAUUGUGAAGUGGAGCCCUGUUGGUGAUGAAGAAGUGGGUUUGUCACUAGGGAGAAUCUGAAUGUGCCACAUUGAGGGAUGUAAACAUGUUAAGUUUUCAAUAUUGUCAGAGCUAUUUGAACCAGAGCAACUCCAUCUUGAAUAGAGGCUGGGUAAAAUGAGGCUGACACCUACUUGUAAGGUUCUUCUAUCGGUUCAAACCCCAAGAGCGCGCCGACAGACAACAGGAGGCGGUGUGGAGCAACAUGCUGUUUUAAUGAGAGCCUGGGUGCACGCGGGCUGAAGCCUAAAAUGGCGUCAGCACCAAGUGAGGACGGGGCAAAGGAUUUAUAGUCUCCUGUAAACAGGAAGUGUCCUAGUCUGACGUAACCGCUACGUUGUACCCAGAUGGCCUCUUUCUUGAUCUUCAGGGGUACGUGUCUUCCAGCUGGCCUUCUUCCUGCUUCUGCUAUUUUGCUGGCGCACGCUGCUGGCGCAAGUAGCCUUGCGCCUUGGGACUGGGCCUGAGAAGGGAGGAGUUAUUCAUCCCCUUAAGCUUUCAGGCCUGGGGGAGAAUCUUACAUUCCUGUCUGUUUGGUUAUAGAAAAGGGAAAAGGGACAACUUUCUUAAUAACUACUUCAGGCGGGACAUAGCGGGUGGCGUGGGCACGUUGGAAAAAGAAAACCUUAAUUUUUAGGUAUUCUUGAGAGAUGGGUUGGUAUUCACCAUGUCGUUGUAGCAGGAGCAUCGCCUGGAUUGUCUGGAAAUAACGUCUGUGCCUGCAAGACAGUUAUGUUGAGAGGACAAGGAGGUGUCGACAGGGAGAAGCAUGGCCUCGUCUGCUGCUUUAUGAAUGAAAGACUGUGUCUGGAUUAAGGAGGGGAGGUAAUUCCCGCGUGGCUCAGAGUCUGGUAAGGAUGGAGGCCCUAAGACAAAAGUUCGGCCAUACAUGAUUUUAAAGGGACUAUAAAAAGAGGGUGCUUUUGGUGUUGCGCGGAGUUUCAUGAGGGCAAAAGGGAGAUAUUUUGUCCACAACUGGCGGGUUUCUAGAGCCAGCUUGGUGAGUUGGGCUUUAAGGACAGGGUUAAUUUUUUCAACUUUGCCUAAAGAUUGAGGCCUGUAGGGUGUGUGGAGAACUUACUUUAUUCUUAAGGAUGUAGAGACGCCUUGGGUAAUUUAGCUGAUGAAGGCGGGCCCGUUAUCAGAGUGGAUGGAUGUUAGGAGUCCAAAACGGGGAAUUAUAUGCAUAAGAGUUUGUGUGACAAUAUUUGCAGCUUCUGAAGUUGUCGGGAAUGCUUCUACUUGUCUGGAGAAAGUACAGACAAAGACUAGAAGAUAGCAGAGCCGUUUAUCUGGCGGCAUGUGAGCGAAGUCUACCUGCCAAUCUUGCCCAGGUACCUGGCCCUGGGCUUGGUGGGUAGGAAAAGGCGGCUGCCAGAGGGAGCCCUGGGAUGACACUGAGUGGCAGAUAGGGCAGGACUGGGUAAUUUAUCAAACAUGGCUGGAAAGGUGAGGACAAGUGAGGCCAGGGCGGAGAUGUUACAGGAGAGGUUUGUAACUGACAUGGAAAGACUUGUGGAGGCUUUGGAGGUGAGGAAGGCUUUGAGAGUGAGGAACAGCGAAGCACCCUUCCUUGACAUACCAUGGUCCUUGCUUUUGAAGGUUUUGGGCUCGGAAGUCCUCCUUUUUUCUGAGGAGUAAAGCGGAGGGAACAAGGACAGGGACAGAAACUGGCCUUGCACAGGAUGUAGGGCUACUUAUUUGGCUACCUAAUCUGCUAGCACAUUUCUAGCCAAUAUAGGAUUGUCUGGGGUUUGGUGGCCCCUGCAAUGAAUGAUGGCAACUUUUUGUGGGAGCCUGGCAGCUUGAAGGAGCUUGCUGAUGAGAGAGCCAUUUAUGACAGGAGUGUUUUUUGCAGUUAGGAUACCCCGUUCUUUCCAGAUGGAUGAGUGUGAGUGCACUAUGUGGAACACAUAAUGAGAAUUUGAAUAUAUGUUGAUCUGUUGUCCGGCUGCUGGAGCGAGAGCUCGAGUGAGGGUGAUGAGUUCAGCUUUUUGGGAGGUGGUGCCUAGGGGGAGGAGAUUGGCUUCAAUAGUGUGUGUGUGUCGGGGGCGGGGGGGUGACACUAUAGCAUAGCCAGCAUUCUGGUGUCCUUGAUGUAGGAAGGAGCUGCCAUUUACAAACCAAGUAAAGGAGGCAUCUGGAAGGGGUUGGUCUGUUAGGUUUGGAAAAGGUAUAAGGAAGGUUUGAACAGUGUUUACACAGAAAUGUGUAGGGUCUUGGGCGGUUGCAGCUUCAGAUAAGAGCGUGGCCGGGUUUAGAUGGGAGAUGGUUAGCACGGUGAUGUGGGGAGUUUCUACGAACAGAGCAUACAGUUGGAGGAGCUGUGGGGCAGAGAUGAGACUUAGUACACUGCGGUGAGCUAGCUUGUCUUUGAUGUUAUGGGUUGAAUAAACUGUUAGGUUGGCAUGGAGAGAUAGUUUUAGGCUUUCAAGGGUGAGGACAGCAGCUGCCGCCAAUGCUCAGAGGCAGGCAGGCCGUCUGAGAACUGUGGCUUCAAGCUGUUUAGAGAGGUAGGCAACAACCUGGAGGGUGGGUCCCUUAGACUGGGUUAGAACACCAGUACAACUCCACGCCAUUCGUCGGUAUAGAGGGAGAAAGAUUUGGUGAAGUCUGAGACAGUGAGGACGGGGGCUGAGCUGAGAGCCUUCUGGAGUAGACAGAAAGGUUGGGGAAUAGGCUGUGCAGGGUUUGAAGUCUUAUGGAGAGGGCCUUUAGCAGCUUAGUAUAAUGGUUUGGCAAGUAGAGCGAAGGAGGGAACCCAGAGCCUAAAAUAUCCUGCUAGUCCUAGAAAAGAGAGAAUUUCUUGCUUAGUUUGCGGAGGCGGGAGGGACUGGAGGAGGGAUACGCGGUCGGUUGUGAGCCCUUGGGUUUGCAGGGUAAGAGCUAGGCCUAGAUAGGUGACCGAGGAGGUGCAUAUUUGUGCUUUCUUAGGGGAGACCUAAUACCCCCGUUCUGCCAAGAAGUUUAAAAGAGAGAGAUAGUAUGGGCGUUGCAGUCUCUUUGAGAGGGGCUACACAGGAGCAGAUCAUUAACACAUUGAAGGAGGGUGGACGGUUUUAGGGAUAAGGUAAAGAGGUCGCAAGCAAGGGCCUGUACGAAAAGGUGGGGGCUGUCUCUGAAACCUUGAGGUAGUACACACUAGGUGAGCUGACAUGAAAUGUGGGUGUCAGGAUUUUCCCACAUAAAGGCAAAAAGGUUUUGGGAAUUCGAGUGUAAAGGAAUUGUGAAAAAGGGAUUUUUUAAGGUUUAGAACAGAAAAAUCGGUGGUAUUGGAGGGAAUCGUGAAAAGUAAAGUAUAUGGGUUAGGAACUGCUGGACAUACCGGGAGUACAGCUUGGUUAAUGAGCCUGGGGUCCUGGACUAAGCAUUAAGUUCCAUUUGGCUUUUUAACAGGUAGAAUUGGUGUGUUAAAAGGGGAGUUUGUUGGGCGGAGUAGGUGACUGGUGAGGAGGCGAGAAAUGAUAGGCUUUAGGCCUAUGAGAGCUGCUUGAAGGAGGGGAUACUGCUUCUGUGAUAGCAACUGGGUGGGCUCUUUAAUGGUAAUGCGGACGGGGGUGUGGUGUUCUGCGACUGAAGGUGUGGAAGUAUCCUAAACUGCGGAGUUAACUACGGUCGCCGGGUAAGGAGAAGUUGCAUGUUUUAAGGUGGGCGGUUGGAGGAGUAGAAGAAAGUUAGAUGCCCCAGAGGGGUCUGGGUUGAUGUGUUGGGUACUAUGGGGAAUGUGGAUGUGGAGAGUAGUGUGGCAUUUUGAAAGGAUGUCUCUGCCUAGGAGCGGAGUUGGGCAUAAGGGCAGGACUAAGAAAGAGUGAGCGGGCCAGGUGCGGUGGCUCACGCCUGUAAUCCCAGCACUUUGGGAGGCCGAGGUGGGGGGAUCACGAGGUCAGGUGAUCGAGACCAUCCUGGCUAACACGGUGAAACCCCAUCUCUACUAAAAAAUACAGAAAAAUAGCCGGGCUUGGUGGUGGGCGCCUGUAGUCCCAGGCUACUCGGGAGGCUGAGGCAGGAGAAUGGCGUGAACCCGGGAGGUGGAGCUUGCAGUGAGCUGAGAUUGCGCCACUGCACUCCAGCCUGGGCAACCGAGCAAGACUCCAUCUCAAAAAAAAAAAAAAAAAAAAAGAGUGAGCGAAGGAAAAGGUGUGCAAGGAGCAGAAAAGUGGAGGGCUGGCUCGGGGUUUGGAGACUUGUCUGUCAAUUCCCACAACAGAGACUUGGGAGGACUGGAUGGGUCCUGAAAAAUUAGGUAAAGCAGAGUAGGUUGCCCGGUAUUAAUUUAAAAAUAACAUACCGGCCUACCUGCCACCAUCAGGGUUACCCUUGGCUUGGAUGAAGUGAUGGUAGUUGCCAGGGAGUCUGUUCCAGGGCACCAUCAGUCUUCAGCGGCAAGGCUGAUGAGAUCCAAGUAGGAGGUUUUGGCCGGCUCGGGAAGGGAUGGGGGCGGUCCUUGCUGGGGCUGCUCAUAGUCCGACUUCCAGUGGGGUCCUCCGCAGAGGGGGCACGGCCUGGUGCGCUUACCUGAGUUUGGGCAUUGUCUGGACCAGUGGCCUUCAUUGCCGCACUUGAAACAGGCGCCAGGUGGAGGUAGAUUGCUAGGAGGCUUCUGUGUGGAGCUGCGGCCCCGUGGGCCUGCAGGGCCCCUGAUGGCAGAGGUAAGCAUUCGAAACUCUGCGGGUUUUUGCCUUUUACUUUCCUCAUUACGAUUGUUAAAGACUUUGAAGGCUAAAUUUAGAAGGUCUCGUUGUGGGGUUUGAGCUUCUGAAGCUUGUGCCGAAUAUAGGGGGUGGAUUGGGAGAUGAACCGAAGGUUUAAGAUAGUGGUUCCUUCUGGGCUAGCUGGGUCUAGGUUGGUAUAUUUUUUAAUGGCUUCAGUUAAAUGAGAGAGAAAAAGGGCUGGGUUUUCAUUAGGACCUUGGGUGAUUUCUGAAAGUUUUUCAUAGUUUACCACUUUAUGGGCACCCUUUUUGAGUCCUGCAAGGAGACACACAAUUAUGUGGUUUCAACGGUGGCAUCCAGAGGCCCUGUCUUGAUAAUCCCAGUGGGGGUCCUGGUUGGGGACUGCCUCUGCACCAGUAGGCUGGGCAGGAGCUUGGUGAUGAAUGGUAUCAGCAUGUGCCUGAGCUAUGGUCCAGAUACGGUCUCGGUCUUCUGGGGUGAGGGUGGAAGAGCGGAUAACCUAGAGGUCAUGCCGGGUUAGUUCAUAAGACUGGGUGAGGUACUAAAAUUUUCUAAUAUAAGAGGUAGCAUCUUCUGGAAAUGAACCGAAGCUUUUGUUAAUUUGAGAGAGAGCAACGAGGCAGAAGGGAACAUGAACUCUAACAAUACCUUCAUUUUCUGCUACUUUCUGAAGGGGGCAUUCUAGCACAGGCGUGCAUGGGCCAAAGAUGGCGCCCAAGCAAGUAAGGGCAGGAGAGAAGGAAGAAGCCGGAAGUGGUUCCUGCGAGGGUUUGAAGGGGGAAGGGUGGUUGAGUUGAUAAGCAGUGGAGGAUAGGGGCGUAAGGUGGUGGGAUGGGUUUACAAGCCUCAGGAGAGGGCGGUGGGGGAGGAGAAUGGGUACAGGCAAUACUAGAAUUGUCCUGAGGAGGGGACGGUGUAGGAAAAGAAGCGGAUACUGCUAACUAAGAAGAUGGCGACUGGGAAGAUGGCAGCUGAGAAGACAAUGAGGAGGCUUGCGGGGGUUAAAGAAGAUGGUUGAGAGGAAGAGGUCUGGAUGUACCGACUGCUUUUGGAGUAAAAAGAUUCCCAGGAUGUGAGCAACACGGGACCGAUAUGAUGCUUCCUGGUGUGUAUAGCGGUUGGUGCCAUUGCAAUUUUCUGUGCUGAAAUCAUUCUAAAAACUCAAACAGUAGACUUCAGCACACAAGGAAAGCCAAAGCCAUUUAAGGGGGAAUAAAGCCAAAAGCCUUUCACCUUAUUCGUUCCAAGAAUCUCACCGCCCCCUCCUUACCCCCCUCCAAAAAUAAACCAUUGCACACAGACAGGCAGCAUGGCUAGCAAACGAAAAUCUACAACUCCAUGCAUGGUUCGGACAUCACAAGUAGUAGAACAAGAUGUGCCCGAGGAGGUAGACAGGGCCAAAGAGAAAGGAAUCGGCACACCACAGCCUGACGUGGCCAAGGACAGUUGGGCAGCAGAACUUGAAAACUCUUCCAAAGAAAAUGAAGUGAUAGAGGUGAAAUCUAUGGGGGAAAGCCAGUCCAAAAAACUCCAAGGUGGUUAUGAGUGCAAAUACUGCCCCUACUCCACGCAAAACCUGAACGAGUUCACGGAGCACGUUGACAUGCAGCAUCCCAAUGUGAUUCUCAACCCCCUCUACGUGUGUGCAGAAUGUAACUUCACAACCAAAAAGUACGACUCCCUGUCCGACCACAACUCCAAGUUCCAUCCUGGGGAGGCCAACUUCAAGCUGAAGUUAAUUAAACGCAAUAAUCAAACUGUCUUGGAACAGUCCAUCGAAGCCACCAACCAUGUCGUGUCCAUCACCACCAGCGGCCCUGGAACUGGUGACAGUGAUUCUGGGAUCUCGGUGAGUAAAACCCCCAUCAUGAAGCCUGGAAAACCAAAAGCGGAUGCCAAGAAGGUGCCCAAGAAGCCUGAAGAGAUCACCCCCGAGAACCACGUGGAAGGGACCGCCCGCCUGGUGACAGACACAGCUGAGAUCCUCUCGAGACUCGGCGGUGUGGAGCUCCUCCAAGACACAUUAGGACACGUCAUGCCUUCUGUACAGCUGCCACCAAAUAUCAACCUUGUGCCCAAGGUCCCCGUCCCACUAAAUACUACCAAAUACAACUCUGCCCUGGAUACAAAUGCCACGAUGAUCAACUCUUUCAACAAGUUUCCUUACCCAACCCAGGCUGAGUUGUCCUGGCUGACAGCUGCCUCCAAACACCCAGAGGAGCACAUCAGAAUCUGGUUUGCCACCCAGCGCUUAAAGCAUGGCAUCAGCUGGUCCCCAGAAGAGGUGGAGGAGGCCCGGAAGAAGAUGUUCAACGGCACCAUACAGUCAGUACCCCCGACCAUCACUGUGCUGCCCGCCCAGUUGGCCCCCACAAAGGUGACGCAGCCCAUCCUCCAGACGGCUCUACCGUGCCAGAUCCUCGGCCAGACUAGCCUGGUGCUGACUCAGGUGACCAGCGGGUCGACAACCGUCUCUUGCUCCCCCAUCACGCUUGCCGUGGCAGGAGUCACCAACCACGGCCAGAAGAGACCCUUGGUGACUCCCCAAGCUGCCCCCGAACCCAAGCGUCCACACAUCGCUCAGGUGCCAGAGCCCCCACCCAAGGUGGCCAACCCCCCACUCACGCCAGCCAGUGACCGCAAGAAGACAAAGGAGCAGAUAGCACAUCUCAAGGCCAGCUUUCUCCAGAGCCAGUUCCCUGACGAUGCUGAGGUUUACCGGCUCAUCGAGGUGACUGGCCUUGCCAGGAGCGAGAUCAAGAAGUGGUUCAGUGACCACCGGUAUCGGUGUCAAAGGGGCAUCGUCCACAUCACCAGCGAAUCCCUUGCCAAAGAGCAGUUGGCCAUCGCAGCCUCCCGACACGGUCGCACGUACCACGCGUACCCAGACUUUGCCCCCCAGAAGUUCAAAGAGAAAACACAGGGUCAGGUUAAAAUCUUGGAAGACAGCUUUUUGAAAAGUUCUUUUCCUACCCAAGCAGAACUGGAUCGGCUAAGGGUGGAGACCAAGCUGAGCAGGAGAGAGAUCGACUCCUGGUUCUCGGAGAGGCGGAAGCUUCGAGACAGCAUGGAACAAGCUGUCUUGGAUUCCAUGGGGUCUGGCAAAAAAGGCCAAGAUGUGGGAGCCCCCAACGGUGCUCUGUCUCGACUCGACCAGCUCUCCGGUGCCCAGUUAACCAGUUCUCUGCCCAGCCCUUCGCCAGCAAUUGCAAAAAGUCAAGAACAGGUUCAUCUCCUGAGGAGCACGUUUGCAAGAACCCAGUGGCCUACUCCCCAGGAGUACGACCAGUUAGCGGCCAAGACUGGCCUGGUCCGAACUGAGAUUGUACGUUGGUUCAAGGAGAACAGAUGCUUGCUGAAAACGGGAACCGUGAAGUGGAUGGAGCAGUAUCAGCACCAGCCCGUGGCAGAUGAUCACGGCUACGAUGCCGUAGCAAGGAAAGCAACAAAACCCAUGGCCGAGAGCCCAAAGAACGGGGGUGACGUGGUUCCACAAUAUUACAAGGACCCCAAAAAGCUCUGCGAAGAGGACUUGGAGAAGUUGGUGCCCAGGGUAAAGGUAGGCAGCGAGCCAGCAAAAGACUGUUUGCCAGCAAAGCCCUCAGAGGCCACCUCAGACCCGUCAGAGGGCAGCAGCCGGGACGGCCAGGGCAGCGACGAGAACGAGGAGUCAAGCGUUGUGGAUUACGUGGAGGUGACGGUCGGGGAGGAGGAUGCCAUCUCAGAUAGAUCAGAUAGCUGGAGUCAGGCUGCAGCAGAAGGCGUGGCGGAACUGGCUGAAUCGGACUCCGACUGUGUCCCUGCAGAAGCUGGCCAGGCCUAGACAGGGAAGUCUGUUAGAACUGCUGUGCUGAUCAAGGGGAUGCUCUGUCUUUGAAGAAAGAAGAGAUGGUCCCUCCCCAGCCAUGGGCCACCCUUGCCAGUGACUCCAAGUGGAACUACUUAGCUCGCAUGUGCCUGGAGGGUGCGGGAAGCCCAGCAACUCUCAGAUGCACCUCCCAGAGGACCGGUGGGAAUUGUUCAUAGUGCCAAAGUCCUACUACUGCGUUUUCAAUGGGUCCUUGUACAUAGUUUGCUCCUCUGCCCCAGCCCUCACCUCUUGCUAUACUGGAACCGAUUUGUACAAUGUGGGAAUUUUGUUACCUUUUUAAUCAAGGGCAACUUCCUUUUCCAGCACUACCAUUGUAAGGUUUUUUUCAGGAGGGAGGGCUAACCACCUUGCUUUUCUCUUUUCUCUUUUUCUUUUUUUUAUUUUUGUUUUAUUAAUUUGGGGAAAGGGGUGUUAGUAUUAGUGCCAUGAUAUCUACUGGAUUUUAAGUAGGGAGACUUUAUUUUUAAAGGUAGGUUGAAAUUUGGGAGAUUUCUCGGCAGGAAGGGCUGAAAUCCAGGCCCCUGUCUCAACUUGGAGAGAGGUGACAGACGGCAGAUCUUCCAAAUCAAAUUCCUUUCCAGUUCUUCCCCUGGCUGCCUUUUUGGGGGUCCCUGCCUUAGCCCCACACAAGGCUUUCUGAACUACCAAGAGGGGAUCUGGCUUCUCAACUGCUUGUCCUCUUGGGCCAGGCUGUGCCCAGCCAGCCCUGGGAGAACUGGGUAGCAGGUGGCUGACUUCUUUAAGCACCUUUCUAAAUACCAGCAGAAGAGGCUCCCGCCUCUGUUAGCAUGAUCAGUACUAUUGUGACAUUAAAACAACAACAAUAAGAUCUUCCUAUCUGGAGGGUACAGAGGUGAAUGGCUUUGGUUUUCAUUUCUCUUCUUCACUGCCUUUUCUCGGUGUGGUAUUGACAGGAUUUUAGCUCAAAGCCUCACCAUGAAUUGAUUUUUUUUGUUUGCGUGUGUGUUUGUUUUGGGACAAUUUUAGAUACCUGAGUGCACUUUUUUUCAGUUAGUCCUAACUUUUAAAAGAAGGAAAACCAAGAGACGUAUCUGGUGUACGUGUUGCAGUAUGAAUUCUGGUUGCAAUCCCUCCCCCUCCCACACUGCCCCCCAUUUGAGUACACCGCACAAGUCAAACGCUAGGAAGUUUGAAUAAAACCAAUUUUUCUAACUUGUUGCUCAUUUGUUGUAACUCAAUAAAGCAAAGACUAAACAUUUUUAUAA
Molecule: messenger RNA, 15599 nt
Organism: Pongo pygmaeus (Bornean orangutan)
Lineage: Eukaryota; Metazoa; Chordata; Mammalia; Primates; Hominidae
Gene: ZHX2
Product: zinc fingers and homeoboxes 2
Exons: 4
Coding region: 11812-14325 (837 amino acids)
Biological process (GO): regulation of transcription by RNA polymerase II
Cellular component (GO): nucleus
Molecular function (GO): DNA-binding transcription factor activity, RNA polymerase II-specific; DNA binding
Source: RefSeq, a predicted model, not a curated record